AUGGGGGCGCGGAAGGUGGGCCUGCUGGGUGCGGCGGGCGCGGUUUUGCUUGCAGUGCUCUGUUCCGCGACAGGCGCUUCGACGUUCCUUGGCCCGUCUCGGGCCCGAAGCGCAUCUCGCAUCGUGCGCCAGGCAGCACCGGCCAGUGUGGGUAAGCCAAAAGAUGCUCGCAUUUUGGAUGACGAGGACAUGCUCUACUCGGAGGAGGAUGAGUAUGGCGACGAGUUCGACGAGGAGGAGGGUGACUACAUGGAGCUAGAUGGGCCUCCUCCGGAGGUCCUGGAUGGCUGGGAGAAGGAUGAGAUGGCCAUGGCCCUCCUGGCGAACUUCCAGUCGGAGGAGUUCGAGGGCAAGAAAGUGAUGAGUUUCCGCGAUGUGGCUAUGCUCCUGGAAGUCCUAGGCCUGGAGCGAGAGCAGUUCGUCGCCAUCUUCAGCGGCCAGGGCGGCAUGGAAGAUGAGUUUGACGACGACUUCCUAGAUGAAGAGGAAGAGAUGAUGCUGAAGGAGCAGGCACGCUUGCAGCUUUCAGCCUCUGUGCGAGCCUUGCGCGAGCCUCCUUUCCUUCUCACCGCUGACACUUCAGUUUUCCCAUGCUUGGGAAAGUAA
Messenger RNA from Symbiodinium sp. CCMP2456, 606 nucleotides. The record is from the annotation of a GenBank genome assembly. Lineage: Eukaryota; Dinophyceae; Suessiales; Symbiodiniaceae.